UUCCAACGAGUUCCUACGUAUGAAGACAAAGUAAGCUUAAUUUAAAAGAAAUGGACUUCAGUCAGCACCCCUUGCACCCGUAUGCUGGACAGGAAUUGCACAUGGAGUCACCCCAGGGAGCAGCUAUGAUGGAUAUGAUGCCAAACCCAUAUGCCUCACAAGCCCUGUUUCCGGGAGGUGAAGCGUCUGCCCUGCAGAGCCAGGAAUACCGAGAGCUACACAGCUUCAUGGUGGAUGGUGGCGACAGAUUCGGGGUUUCCUGCCUGUGCUUUGACACCCAGGAGCUCUUGUGGAUGGGGAACCAAGGGGGCCAUGUCACAUCCUAUUAUGGUCCCCACCUGCAGAAGUACACAUCAUUCCAAGUGCACAGGGACGACAUUCGACAGAUGGCGCCACUGAAGGAUCGUGGGAUACUAUGUCUCACUCAGAGCAGUCUUAAGCUGAGCAACAGACGAGGUCUCACCCAGUUUGUGUUCACGAAUGCCGACAUGCACGACAUGCAGUGUAUGCUGGUGACAGGGGCCACAACUCUGCUCAUAGGGGGCCACCAUACCAAGGUCAUAGAACUGGACCUGACCACACCAAGGAGAAUAUUUCAGUAUGCAGUGAAGGAGCCAGGUUGUGCUAUCUUACGACAGACCCCUAAAUAUAUCUGUGCGGGUGACACUGGUGGAAAUGUGACCCUGUAUGACCCCAACUCCAUGAAAGUGGAGCAUGUGUUUGAUGCUCAUUCGGGAACACUGUCAGACUUUGAUAUCCACGGCAACUUCAUUGUCACAUGUGGUUACUCCAGUAGACUGGGCAACCUAACUCCUGACCACUAUCUGAAGAUGUACGACCUGCGCAUGAUGCGUGCCAUGUCCCCCAUGCAACUCGUCAUAGACCCCAUGUUCCUGCGCUUUGUGCCCACGUACUCAAGCAGACUGGCUGUUGUGUCUCAGAUAGGGCAGUUCCAGGUGAUUGAGGCACUCGGCACUCCGUCCCUCACGAUACCGUACCAGGUGCCGUGUCAUCACAACAUAGUCAUGAGCUUCGACGUGGCUGCCACCUGUCAGGCCCUCGCCUUUGGAGACAGUGGAGGUUUCCUGCACAUAUUUGCAACAGAUGAGAACGUCAUAUUCAACCCAUUUAUAGAGGAGACUUGCCUGGCAGAUCCAGUUGAGCCAUCUCAGAAUAUUCACAUCCAUGAUUUCACGACUCCGUACGCCAUGGUUCCCAUGAGCUACCCAGGAACAGGAUCCCUUCUUUCCGAUUGGCCUGAUUACCUCUGUGAAAAAGUAUACAGAAAGCCUAAGCCAAUAGACCCAGAGAUCCUGCGCACCAUGAAGGUCUACCAGAAUGUAGGGUACGCACCUAACCCUCACAAAGAGAGGCGAUACCACUUCCCUUACAUCCUGGAACAAGAUGGCUCCAAGAAGGGCCGGUCAAACAUACCCGAGUCUCCACUAGGCAGAGCUGAUGAUCCAUUCCACGCUAUUCCCAAGAGGUUCAGGAAGGUGGACUUGAAGUAUUCCAAGCUGGGCCUAGAGGACUUUGACUUCCGUCAUUACAACAAGACUCACUACGCUGGUCUGGAGAUACACAUACCCAAUGUGUACUGUAACAGCAUGAUUCAGAUGUUCUACUUCAUUGAGCCGCUGCGUGUCAAGCUGCUCAGUCACCUGUGUGAGAGGGAGUUCUGUCUGUCUUGUGAGCUGGGCUUCCUCUUCCACAUGCUCGACAAACAGAAGGGACAGACCUGCCAAGCUAGCAACUUCCUGCGUGCAUUUCGUACGCUGCCCGAGGCUGCGGCGCUGGGUCUGGUGCUGGCAGAGAAUGAGGAGAACCACGGGCGGGUCAAUCUGGGACGCCUCAUACAGAGCUGGCAGAGGUUCAUGCACCAGCAGAUACACACGGAAACUCUUAACAAGGUAGCUGUUGAAGAAAAGCAUGAAGCAGGUGAGAAAGAUGAACCCAGUUCCAGUGAAACUGCUUCCCAGCACUCUGAAGAUCCAGAAAAAACAGUGGAACCGAAAGUGGAGAAAGAUAAGGAAGUAAAGAGAGAGGAACCCAAAGCAGCAAAGUCCAAAAAGAAGAAAAAGAAGGGAAAGAAAGAAAAGAAAGAGGAGAAAGAAAGUAAGAAGCAGGCUGUGCCUAGUGAGCAACCACAGGGGAGUCAAACAGAACAGCCGGUUGAAAAAUUGGAAGUGGAGGUAGCAGAACAGCCUGAAGAGCCAGUGUUGCCACAGGAGGAGAAGGAAAAGAAGGAGUCGUCAGUGAUCACGGAGAUAUUUGGCCUGAAUACCGUGACAACUCUACGGUGCAGGUGUGCUCAGGAGAACAGGAAGCAGGUCACCACGACCCUCGUCAACCUGAGCUACCCAGACUGCUCCCCGCAAGGGAUCAACAAGGGCCCGACCCCAGUCUCAUUUGUACAGGUACUGGAGCACAGCCUCACGUUGGAUCAGAACACUCAGGCCUGGUGCAACAACUGUGCAAAAUACCAACAACAUCAACAAAGCAAGGAGGUGCUAGCACUCCCAGACAUCCUGGCCAUCAACUGUCAGCUGGAGAACCCACGAGACCUCGAGUUCUGGAAAGUGCAGCUCAUGCUUUUGAAACAGAAAGAAGAAGGUGACAGUGUUUCCUCAACUUCGUCCUCACCCAUCCCGUUACCAACGGCAACUGUGAUGUGUCGCUAUGGACGCAAAUGCUCAAAAAAAGGCUGCAGAUUCAGGCAUGAGCAGGACUCUAAGGACUGGCUGCAAGAUGACCUCAUGAAGAUACACAUGGAUGAUGAAAAUGACCCAGUCUGGAUACCAUUUGGGUUCAAAGUUCAGCUCCUUGACAACGGCUCCCUGAAGAUUGAAGAGUAUUCUGAUGAUGAACCUGUCCCGGCAAAUCCGGACCCGAACACCAAAUAUUUUGAACUACAUGGCACCGUAUCACACAUCAAGGAUACUAAAGGCUAUGGUGGCCAUCUAGUGAGCCACAUCAAGGUUGGAGAGACAUACCACCAACGCAAGGAAGGUGUGACCACCACGCAGUGGUACCUCUUCAAUGACUUCUCUAUCUCUGACGUGGAGAAGGAGGAAGCAGUGAGGUUUAACCUCGAGUGGAGGGUGCCGUGUACUAUUUACUUCAUUAGACGCAAUAUCAAGGAACAUUAUGAUCUGAAAGUCCGCAACCCUAUAAACAGCUCUGUGCUUUCUGACGACGCAUUCUUGAUUAACCCAGAAAGGAGGAAGCUGACAUUUUCUCCCCUCACUACUGAAGAGCAGCCUAAGGAAGGGGACAUAAUUGGACUGGAUGCUGAAUUUGUCUCCCUCAAUCAGGAAGAGUCCGAGCUACGCAGUGACGGUACCCGCUCCACCCUGCGCCCCAGUCACAUGUCUGUGGCACGCAUCACGUGCAUCAGGGGGCAAGGCAAUACACUGGGAGAACCUUUCCUUGAUGACUACAUCUGUACCCAUGAACAGGUGGUUGAUUACCUGACGCAGUACUCAGGUAUUAAACCCGGUGACCUUGACCCUGCAACAUCAAACCGGCACCUGACCACACUGAAAGCCACCUAUCUGAAGAUCCGAUAUCUCGUCGACAUUGGUGUCAUAUUUGUGGGACAUGGGCUGAAGAAGGACUUCAGAGUCAUCAAUAUUAACGUUCCUAAGGACCAGAUAAUUGACACAGUAGAUCUGUUUCACCUACCCAGACAAAGGAUGAUCUCACUCAAGUUCCUCGCCAGAUACUUCCUCAAGCUCACUAUCCAGUCAGUUACCCAUGACUCCGUGGAGGAUGCCAGGACGGCCCUGCAGCUGUACAUGAAGUACCAGGAGCUGUCCAAGGAAGGCAUGGAUCAGGUGCGUAGGGUCAUCAGGGAGAUGUAUGACUUUGGACGCAAGAAUCAGUGGAAGAUAACCUCAGAUAUGGGCGAGGAGACAUCAGAGGAUAGUGCUGUGGCGUUCUUGUGAAUACAGACACGAGUGUUCUUUUGAAUAUUGUGGAAUUUUUGUAGACAUAGUCAAGUGGUGUUUUUGUUAAGACAGUUGCGGUCUGGUAAACACAGGAAACAUAGUGAAGGGUAUUUUUGUUGAGAAACUCUCAUUCUUUUAAACACAGUCAAGUGGUGUCUUUUUAUUGACAUGAUCAUGCUUGUAC
Messenger RNA from Dreissena polymorpha, 4134 nucleotides. RefSeq names its product PAN2-PAN3 deadenylation complex catalytic subunit PAN2-like. Gene Ontology annotation, cellular component: P-body; PAN complex. The coding region runs from base 51 to 3947 and encodes 1298 amino acids. Gene Ontology annotation, molecular function: nucleic acid binding; poly(A)-specific ribonuclease activity; protein binding. Gene Ontology annotation, biological process: nuclear-transcribed mRNA poly(A) tail shortening; mRNA processing. The transcript has 29 exons. The record is from RefSeq and is a predicted model, not a curated record. NCBI's taxonomy places the organism in Eukaryota, Metazoa, Mollusca, Bivalvia, Myida, Dreissenidae.